UCUGAUCUGUCAGGUCUCUAUUGAAAACCUUAUUCGUAUGUAUUCAGUAUAUCAAUCAUUGACAAGCGUUUUAUGAUACUUUACUCUUAUAGUUUUAUAGCUGCGUUGUGCAGAUUUUCAUCUAUAUUGCGUCGUCUAGACUAAACCCCUUUAAAACACAAUGAAUAGAAUGCCCUGACGUGUCGUUACGAGGCAAAAUUCAAUAGACCAAUCAAAAAUGUUUCCGUUGCCCCUCACGACACUUCAACAAGUGUGCCAACGUUUACAAUAACGCCUAUGCGGAUGCCUAACUAAAGAUGGCGUCCAAAGAAUUCAACAACAUUGUCAAGGAAUUUCUCGUCUGCCAGGUCUGUUUGGAACACUUCAAGCAGCCAAAGAUGCUGCCGUGUCUUCACACCUUCUGCCAGCCUUGUAUGGAGAGGCUCCUAGCCGCAGAGCCAGUAGGGAAACUGGACUGUCCGACAUGCCGCCAACACGUGCCCCUUCCUCAGAAUGGCGCCCAGGGGCUGAAGUCCAACUUUCUCGUUGGCAAACUUCGCGAAUUUCUGCAACCGGGUGGAAGGACGUCUGAUCCGCGGGAGAAAGACGUCCCCUGCACGGGCUGUGAGGUGGGGAACUCUGCUCAAAUCUACUGUGUGGAGUGUACCGACUACCUGUGUCGGACGUGUGACCGGACCCACCGUCGGUUCAAAGCGACCAAGUCCCAUAAAGUUGUAACCAUUCAGGACCUAAAUUCGGGUCAAGCCGCCACCGAGCUUCGGGCAAGGGAGCCCUCAAAGUGUGAGGAUCACCACGAACUGAACAAGUUCUACUGUGACACCUGUCAUCGGGUCAUCUGUCUUCACUGUGUGGUCACGGAGCACAAAGACCACCGGUACGUGGAGGUGGCAAUUGCAGGAGAGAAGGAGAAAGAAAAGAUCGAGGCAAGACUUGUGACAGUCAAGAACACAGCAGGCCUGCAUGACAAAUGGGUACAGCAGUUACAGUCAGUGAAGGACGAGUGGUCUCUACAGGUACGUCGUACAGAAGAAGAGAUCAGAAAACAAGUGCACACGAUUAUCGAGGCUGCCAGGGAGGUGGAAAACGACAGAAUCAGCCAGCUUCGCGCCAUGAAUGCUGCUCGGGAGAAACAGAUGGACGCCGCCAUGGAGGCAGCUGAGAUGGACCUGGCCUACACAAGGAGCUGUGUCCAGUUUACGGACAACGUUCUAGAGUACGGGAGCCCGGCAGAGGUCAUGUCGGUGGCCGGAGAACUGACCGUAAGUUUAGACGAAUCCGCGGAGGAGAAAAACACCGAGAAGUCUGAUCUGACCAAGGACUUUGUGACCUUGUCCUUUGACCCACCAAAUGGUUCACUGAAGCAGGAGGUAGCUAAACUAGUAAGUGGGAUAAACCGGGUGAGGACACCUUUGCGCCCACCUCAAAAUCCACAGGUGCGAGCAAAUGUCGUGAUCGGUAGUGGUCAGGUGAUUCUAAAACACGUCAAAACUGUUGGGGAGAAAGGCAAUGGAGAUGAACAGUUUUCCCAUCCGUCCUCGCUUGCUGUCACAGCAGAGUCAAACAUUGUAGUAACCGAUAAUAACAACUCACGCCUGCAAUUUCUGGGCAAAGAUGGCUCGUUCAAGAAGAGGGUUGAUCUGGGGUUCCAGCCUUGGUGUGUGGCGGCACUGACAAACGGUGAGCUGUUGGUGACAGGAGACGGCCACAAGAUUCACGUUCUAGACAAACAGGGGAGGAAGUCACGCGUCAUUCACGUCAAAGGGGCUUCACAGGCACGUGAAACUACCAAAGGUGUCGCUGUUGACGGUUUGGGACGCACGAUCGUCACUAUCGGGUACCAAGUUUUUGUUCUCAGUCCCAGCGGUGACGUCAUGCUGAGGUUCGGGGACAAAGGUCAAGGUCAGCAGCAGUUGGGUUCUGACCUCUGCGUGACCGUCAACAGCAGCAACCAAAUCAUCAUCAGUGACUGGAGCAACGAGAACUUGAAGAUAUUUGACCCCAGCGGUCGUCAUCUCUUCACGCGCGGGUCACGUGGCUCGGGACCUGGACAGCUGGACUGUCCCUGCUGUGUCAUCACGGACAGCAAGGACAACAUCAUCGUGGCUGACAAUUUUAACCACCGUGUUUCACUAUUCAGUAUAGACGGCACCUUCAUAAGGCACCUGUUGACACACGAGGAACUUGGAAUGAACUACCCAAGGGGCCUGGCACUGACUCACAACCGACAUUUGGUCGUUUCUGAGUCGUUUCGUGAUUCUGUCAGUUUUUUCCGUGUAUGAUACAUGUUAACAACUUCCGAAUUGUAAUCUAGUGAAUUGUACUUUACUUGUAACUCUACAAGCUUUCUUUUAUGUAAAUCAUUUUAACAACCUUCAAGAUGCUUGUAUUGCAUAAUGUCUACCUAUUCUCAAUAUUUCAUUGUUUUUUAUUAUGUAAAUAUUUGUGUCUACCAAAUGACAUACUGGUGAGAAGCUAUACAAAUGGAAAGUUUACUGGUGUAAGUUGCGUAAUGUAUUUAUAUGCGAUGCUUGCUUGCUUACUUGCUUGUGGUGCACUCAUUGCUCUUAU
Molecule: messenger RNA, 2568 nt
Organism: Branchiostoma belcheri (Belcher's lancelet)
Lineage: Eukaryota; Metazoa; Chordata; Leptocardii; Amphioxiformes; Branchiostomatidae
Product: tripartite motif-containing protein 2-like
Exons: 1
Coding region: 297-2279 (660 amino acids)
Biological process (GO): positive regulation of DNA-templated transcription
Cellular component (GO): nucleoplasm; chromatin
Molecular function (GO): zinc ion binding; ubiquitin-protein transferase activity; protein binding
Source: RefSeq, a predicted model, not a curated record